GAUGUGACGGGAAGAAUCCAGUUUUUCCCAGUCUCAACUUCAUAAUUCAGAUUACGAGUACAGGCGAUUGAAAAGUGCGCGGAGAUGCAGGUUUGGAUGGAAAAGUUUUUUAUUGUGGAUGGAUUUUGCGAUUGUAGAUAGCUAAUGUGGAGACUUGUAGAUAUGGGUUGGAUGGCGAGAAUGGGAGGGGAAUUUUUGAGGAGGGGUGGAGGGGUGGAGGGGUAUAUCUUGAGGCUGUUUCCUGCAUAUUUGGGUUUUUCUUUUCUUUUCUCUAUGCCGGGGAGGAAAUUACGAAGGAGGUUUAAGAAUUGUGAAGAUUAGGGUUCUUGAUACGAGGUUUUUGCCAAAGCUCAUACUGUACGGAAUCCUCAGAUAGGGUCGAGGUCUAAUAAUGACUGCAUCACAAGAUAUCGCUAAGCGGGAUUUGUCUUCGAUGGGGGGAGAGAAAAAUGCUCAAAAUAAUGCGGCUGAAGAGGUGAGGGAUGUCGAAUCGGAUGCUGAGUCUAUGGAUACUAAAGCUGGGUCUAUAUGGACGAUUAUGGGAUCUGCAAUGGCGAACUAUUCAGAUGGAUAUCAACAGGGCUUAGCGUCCAGUACAAAUGUAGUGUUUAAUCAUCUCCUGGGCACCAAAGUCUACACCUCUACAAUCCAAACCCGGAUUUCCAAUGCCCUGCUUGUCGGUUCCGUCAUCGGUAUCCUGAUGCUCGGCUAUACGUCUGACAAGUUCUCCCGCAAGGGAGGCAUGCUUUUCACAUCCGCUCUCGUCAUCAUCGGCUCCCUGCUCUCCACGCUUGCGUUCCAAGUACAGCCUUCCUCAAACAUGCUUUGGUUCCUCACCAUCGCUCGCGGUAUAGCAGGUGUAGGCGUCGGAGGCGAAUAUCCCACUUCCGCAGCCGCCGCACUCGAAGGGUCCGCCGAUUCCUUCGACCAGCAACGAGGACCCAUCCAAGUCCUCAUCUCUACCAUGAUGGCCACAACCGGUUCCCCCACCUGCACACUCGUCUAUCUCCUUUCCCUCCUGGCCUCGGACAACAAUUUGAAAGUGGCUUUCCACGCCAUCUACAGCAUAAGUACCAUUCUCCCCCUCUUCGUCGUCCUCUUCCGUCUGCGCAUGACCGAUGGAACACUCUUCCAAAAAUCCAAUCUCCGAAAACGUUCCAUCCCGUGGCGCUUCGUCAUCCGCAAAUACGGGCUCCGGUGCCUGGGCACCAGCACCGCGUUCUUCCUCUACGACUUUGUCAAUUUUCCAAAUAGCAUCAUGAGCGCCGCUAUCAUUAAUGGUCUUGUGCCCGGCAAGAACGUCCGCACGGUCGCCAUUUGGCAAUUCAUUCUCGCCGUGUUCCCCAUCCCCGGCGUGUUGCUAGGCAUGUGGCUCGUGAACCGCAUUGGGAGAAAAUGGACGGGCAUCCUCGGGUUUUCGGGAUACAUUCUUUUGGGAUUCAUUAUCGGGGGGUGUUAUGGGAAACUCACGACGUCGGAACAUCUUCCCGCGUUUAUCGUUCUGUAUGGAUUGUUUGCGUCGCUGGGACACAUGGGGCCCGGUGCGACGAUUGGGUUGAUCAGUGCGGAGAGUUUCCCGACGGCGAUUAGGGGGUUGGGGUAUGGGGUUAGUGCGGGGUUUGGAAAGGCGGGCGCGGCGGUCGGGACGCAGGUUUUUACGCCGAUUCAGCAGGCGGCGGGGAAGAGUAGUACGUUUUUUGUGGCUGGGGGCGUGGGGGUGUUGGGAGUGUUUGUUUAUUGGUUUUUGCCUGAGGGGAGGGGUGUGGAUUUGAGGGAGAUGGACGAGGAGUUUGAGAGGGGGUUGAAGGCGGACGCGAGAGAUUAAUUGAUGGGUGUGGUUGGAAUUAGAAAAAUAGAAUGUUAGAAUGUUGAGAGUUUAGACGACUGGAUAAACUUUCAACACUAUUGAUAGUAUAGAAUAAAAUCUGUCAAUCAUAAUAUCAGAAUACA
Botrytis cinerea B05.10 is the source of this 1950-nucleotide messenger RNA. RefSeq lists its product as hypothetical. The record is from RefSeq and is a predicted model, not a curated record. Bases 392 to 1825 code for a protein of 477 amino acids. The transcript has 3 exons. Gene Ontology annotation, molecular function: carboxylic acid transmembrane transporter activity. Gene Ontology annotation, cellular component: plasma membrane. Gene Ontology annotation, biological process: carboxylic acid transport; transmembrane transport. NCBI's taxonomy places the organism in Eukaryota, Fungi, Ascomycota, Leotiomycetes, Helotiales, Sclerotiniaceae.